UUCUCCCCCUGCACCCGAGCCCUGUUUCUUUGAAGCAUGGAGGACCUCAAACAACGAUCUGACAAACAAGAGACGAAAGACAGGGCAUUAACUAGGCCAUUGGAAUGGGCUGCAGCCCAUGAAUGGUAUAUGGCCCAGAAUGGUAAGACUGGGUAAUGCCCACAUGAAACAAUCAACAUGACGAAACCUGAGACAAGCAGGAAACAGUGCAUUCAUGAACCAUCACAAAGAUUGACUAACUGAUUGAUUUAUUUAAAAUAAAACUUAUUUACCUAGUGUUCAUUAACUUGGUAAGAUUAGCUUCCUUAUGCAGCAUCAGUGUGGGCGGCAGAUGGGUUGGUCAGUCUGAUCCAGACACUGUAUAAAUGAAAGGAGAGUAAGGAGAGCAGAACAAACUCCUAACAGGAGACUCACUCAUGGCCUAUGAGACAGAGCAUCAUGAGAUUCAAUAUUGCUUUCCUGCCAUCAACUCAUCAUGUAUCAAGGGAAAACACUCCAUUCAUGAAUACAAUAUCAUGUAUGUGAUUUUUUCAUUGCUGUCAGCAUGGACUGUGUUUUUGAACCUGCUGGUGAUCAUCUCCAUCUCUCACUUCAAGAAGCUUCACACUCCAACCAACCUGAUCAUUCUCUCUCUAGCUGUGGCUGACAUGCUUAUUGGACUAAUUGUCAUGCCCAUAGAGGCCAUAAACCUGAUUGAGACGUGUUGGUACUUUGGAGAUACUUACUGUGGACUGUUUACAGUGAUCCUUGAAUUGCUUAUUUCUGUGUCUCUCAGUAAUUUAGUUUUAAUUGCUGUUGAUCGUCAUGUGGCUGUGUGUUACCCUUUAUUGUACCCACAGAAAAUAACCAUGACUAAAACUUUAUUGACUAUCUGUCUCUGCUGGUUUUGCUUUUCAUCUUAUUUCACUUACUAUGCAAUUAAUAAUGGAUUUUUUAGCAUUUCACACAGAACAGACGUGUGUUACGGCAAUUGCUCUGUUAUACUAACUUUUGCAUGGAGAGUCUCUGAUCUGAUUUUGUCUUUUUUGUCCCCUUGUAUCCUCAUCAUAACUUUAUAUUUGAGGAUUUUCUAUGUUGUACAUCAGCAAGUGAAAGUCAUAAACUCUCUGAUGAGGAGUGGUAAAUGUGUAACGGAAGGAUCAUUGAGGAGGAAAUCUGAGAGCAAAGCUGCUCUGACUUUAGGAAUCAUUGUCACAGUUUAUCUGCUUUGUUGGAUUCCGUACUAUAUCUGUUCUAUAUCAAUAAUCACUUCCACAACCAUAAAUGUUUUGAUGUGGGUUGUGUAUAUUAACUCGGGUCUGAAUCCUAUGGUCUAUGCUUUAUUUUACCCCUGGUUUAAAAACACAGUUAAACUCAUCUUAUCUCUAAAAAUAUUUCAGCCAGCAUCCUCUCUGGUCAAUAUUUUAACAGAACAUUAAUUGUAAUUAAACUGAUAAAGCCAUCAUUCUGAGAACAAUUUAACAUAAAAUGCAAUUGUUAUAAAGUCCUAAGGUAAAUAAUUAUAAUAUGUUAUUCUUUUAAUUUACACUAAAUAUAGUUUAAUAUUGUAUAGUUUGUUUCAUUGAGUGUCAUUCCUUUAUAAUUAUACUCUGUUCAAAUGCAGAUUUUAUCAGAAUUUAACAAUUAGGCAAGCUUAUUUUAACAGUAAUUUUUCAGUUGUGUUGCAUUAGCUUAUUAGAAAAAUAAAGUAAGAAUCACAUAACUCCAAUCUAAUGAAAUAAAUUAUUAUAUUAUGUAUUUUAUGCUUCACUUUUAUCAGUCGUGCAGAAUCCGAGUUGAAAUAAAUCAAAAACACAAUGACAAAAAAAGUACAGCCAUUUAGAAAUACUGUAUUUGGAAGUGUCAAAUGUAUUAUCAUGGUGGUUCAUCAAAACCAAAAUCAUAAAGAACAAUUUCUAAUGCUAACAUACAGUUCUAACGUUUUCGUUUGAUUUUAAUGUGGAGACAUUCAUUAAACAAUUACUUAUCAUUAUACUCUUGUGUUUUAUUCUAUGUUCUUAUCAUGGCCUUAUUUUUUUUAUUUGGAUGAGAUGAUUUUUAACAUUGAAACAUGUUAACAUGUUGAUAGCUGUGUUUGUGUUUAAUGUUUAUUAAGCAGAAUUUAAGUUGUUAAUAGCUGAAAAUAUUAUCCUGAUACACUCGAUGAAAGCACACAUUUCUCAUUCACAUCACCCUGUUUAUGGACGCUGCCAAGUAUCAUGAAACAUUUUAUUUUAUUAAACAUUUUAUUAAAAUAUGCAUUAAUGUGCAUACAUUUUCAGAAUGGAAAGUUUAUCAAUGGAUUAGCCAGAUUUUG
Molecule: messenger RNA, 2296 nt
Organism: Carassius auratus (goldfish)
Lineage: Eukaryota; Metazoa; Chordata; Actinopteri; Cypriniformes; Cyprinidae
Product: trace amine-associated receptor 13c-like
Exons: 1
Coding region: 417-1418 (333 amino acids)
Biological process (GO): G protein-coupled receptor signaling pathway
Cellular component (GO): membrane
Molecular function (GO): trace-amine receptor activity
Source: RefSeq, a predicted model, not a curated record